Molecule: messenger RNA, 1336 nt
Organism: Darwinula stevensoni
Lineage: Eukaryota; Metazoa; Arthropoda; Ostracoda; Podocopida; Darwinulidae
Source: the annotation of a GenBank genome assembly
GGAGACGGAGUGCAGGUCACACAGAGCUCAGUGAUAGUGUCCGUUUCAUUCAAGGCUGUAUGGCCAUUCUUUGCAUUGUGCAUUGGGCUACAGGUCGUCAAACAUGGGGAAUAUGAUGUCAUGUCCAGAGGGGCAUCCAUUGAUGUCCAUCGAUUUCAAGGAAACCUCCUUUAACUGGAUAUGCGAUCGCUGCAAGAAGAGCUUCUCAUCCAAUGAGGGAAGAUGGCGUUGCUGCAGCAAGUGUGACUUCGAUCACUGCACUCCAUGCAUAAAUUGUGAAAUUGACUACAACCCUGAUCAUCCGCAUACAUUGGCCUAUGUCAACUACAAGUGCAAAGAAUGUGGAGAGAGCUCUGAGGGGGACCGGAUGUACUGUCCAACAUGCAAACUCACAUAUGACGCUUGCUAUCCCUGCGCCCUGCUUAAAAUUAUGUCUAAGGAUGCAUCAAGCACCACCGCAGUAAAGUCAAUUCAAGUCGAGUCAACUCCAUUUGCGUCGGGCACCACCCGUGAUGUGUUCAAAGUGGCUGCGACAAUGAAUGAUGGCUCAAAACAAGCUUACGUCUUGAAGGCGUUCAAGCCGAAGUAUUUCAAUGAAAAAUGGGACAUGGGUAUUUUUGUGAAGAUCCACUUGAAAGCUGGCGAACUUGCCGUGCAGUUCAACAAGGAAGUGCAGCUGAAUCAUCCUAUUAUUUUCAAGCAACCAAUUCUCCAUUCAAUGAGCACUACAUUCCAAAGGGAUGGAAAACCUGUAUUUGUGAAGGGAGAAAAGGUGGCACUGGAACCUUUCAUUCAUGGUCACUACGAGAAAUUCACUUCUAAUUCUGGAUACAUCCUCGAAGGAUAUACUGCUCCAGAAGUUUUCAGUCAUUAUACAUGGCACAAGACACGAGAGCUCAUUGUCUGCGAUUUGCAGGGAGUGCGUCAAAUUAAGGGUGACAAGAAUGAUGCAUACUACUUCAGUGACCCAGCUAUCAACUCUUUGAAGCAGAGUUGGGGCCCAACCGACUUGGGAAAGGAUGGGAUUCUAAAUUUCUUCAAGAAGCACAAGUGUACUAAGUUCUGCAUUAAAUGGGCCAAACCUUCUAUUGAUGAUGCUCCCGGAAUUGUGGAAGAAAUUCAAAGAACCACAUAUGCAGCCUCUAGAGCUCCCGACAGAGCAAAGCCCCAACCUGGAAUAGACGUAGAGCUUGCACAACUACUUGCCAAUUUGUUGGCUGUAGCGUCUCCUGGUGUCAGAGGCCCCGUUGAUGACCACACCACGAUGUUACGCGUUGAUGAAAAAACUGCUUAUGCUGUUCCUAGACCUCAGGGGAAAGAGUAGAUUAAGACCGGG